Molecule: messenger RNA, 2628 nt
Organism: Acipenser ruthenus (sterlet)
Lineage: Eukaryota; Metazoa; Chordata; Actinopteri; Acipenseriformes; Acipenseridae
Product: tripartite motif-containing protein 54-like
Exons: 9
Coding region: 161-1231 (356 amino acids)
Molecular function (GO): zinc ion binding
Source: RefSeq, a predicted model, not a curated record
UUAUCUGGGAUCAUUCGGCUGGAGGCAGCUCCUGGGAGAAGCAGCAGAGCAGAAGGCUAGAGAGUGUGAGGGAGGAAAAGGGAGAGAGCAGAUAGAGAGAGAAAGGGAAGAUUGUUAUUUUAACAACUUUCAAAGAGUUUUGCUGUGCGCUGAAGAGGGGAUGAACUUUGCAGUAGGCUACAAACCGAUGCUGGGGGACUCGAACACGAUGGAUAACCUGGAGAAGCAGCUCAUCUGCCCCAUCUGCUUGGAGAUGUUCACCAAGCCCGUGGUGAUCCUGCCCUGCCAACACAAUCUCUGCAGGAAGUGUGCCAACGACGUCUUCCAGGCUUCUAACCCGCUGUGGCAGUCGCGAGGCUCCACAACUGCGUCCUCGGGGGGGCGUUUCCGUUGCCCUUCCUGCCGACAUGAAGUGAUCCUGGACCGGCAUGGUGUCUACGGACUGCAGAGGAACCUCCUUGUGGAAAACAUCAUCGAUAUCUACAAACAGGAGUCCUCCAGGCCCAUCCACACCAAGUUGGAGCAGCAGCUGAUGUGUGAGGAACAUGAGGAAGAGAAGAUUAACAUCUACUGCCUGACCUGCGAGACGCCCACCUGCUCCAUGUGCAAGGUGUUCGGAGCUCAUAAGGACUGUGAAGUGGCUCCUCUACAGAACGUUUAUCAACAGCAAAAGACUGAACUGAGUGAUGGCAUUGCUGUGCUGGUGGCGGGAAAUGACCGAAUCCAGGCUAUGAUCUCCCAACUGGAGGGAAUUUGUAAAACUAUUGAGGACAAUGGGCAGCGGCAGAAGCAGCACCUGUGUGAGAAGUUUGACGCUCUCUACAGCGUGCUGGAGGAGAGGAAGAAGGAGCUCCUGCUGUGUAUUACCCGGGAGCAGGAUGAGAAGCUGGGCCAUGUCAGGGCUCUGAGCCGGCAGUACGGGGACUAUCUGGAGGGAGCAUCCAAGCUGGUGGAGACAUGCAUCCAGUCCAUGGAGGAGCAGCAGAUGGCCGCUUUCCUACAGCAUGCUAAGGAAUUGAUUAAAAAGAUGACAGACACUGCCAAAGCAUCGAACAUGGAGAGGACUGAGCCAGGGUACGAGAACAUGGAUCAUUUCAUAAUCAACACUGAAGAUGUUAGCGGCAUGCUGAGAACCAUAGACUUCCAACAAGUGUCCCAGGGAGGUGACAAUGAACCGGUAUAUGAGGCUGAGGAAGAAGAAGAAGUGGCCCAGCAAAGCACCAAUGGUUAGCAAACCCAGGUCCAGUGAAGAAUGAAGAGAAGAGAUUGUUUGCUUUAUAGCCCCAGUUGCAACCUAUCAUUAGCAUAGACAAUGCAAGUCUGCAGUUGGUUUUGCCCACCCAUAAUUAUGACACUGUUACAGUUCUAUAUGUGGUCUGUGACAUGGACAAUUCACAGUGAUGUCAACAACUGUACAAACUAAUAACAUGUUAGAGAUGAUGGGUGAUAUUCUGUACAUGCAAUUGGAUUUUAUGAAUUGAAUACAGUAUGUUGUCAAAGGCAUUAUGAUGUUUUAGGUUAGAAAGCCAAAGCAGUGUAACUUUACAGAAGCUGCUCUUUCACACACAUAUUUCCCAGGCAUACCAGGUAAUAAUUUCACACUCGUAUCUCUUAGUUUGACCUAUUCCAGUGUUAAUAUGACCUGUGUUGUGUGCUGUGUCUAGUUAAGCUCACUCUAUAAGUUUAAAUAGCUCAAACUGCUGUGCUGUUUUAUACUUACCAGCAGAGCAGGUACAAUCUCUUCUAGACAUGUCUGCAGAGGGGCAGCUGAAGGAAAUACCUGUAAAGGAAUAGCAUCAUUUGCUGGAGUGAGAUAGUAACUGUUGGGUUAUCAUUCUCUAUCCCAAAUAAGUAUAAAAAGUUACCCAUGAUUGGUUUAUUAUUUCACCAAUAACAGUAAACUCUCAUCCGUUUCUUUCCAAUAUCCACUCAUUCUGAAUCUUUACUGUCAUUAGUGGUUGUUAAUGGACACAGACAACCAGCGUGGUUAAGAUUGUGUACGAAAAUAGUUUAAGUCCCGUUCAGUUGAAUUGACAAUAUGUAAUAUGAGGGAGUUGGCCAAAGUGGUAUUGGUGAAACCCAUAUUCAAAAGUCUGCUGGUGAGAACUGCAGACUAAAGAAUACGGUAGUGAAACUCCCAGAAAGAGAGAACCUGCCACAUGCUGGUGGUGGUGGUGGUGGGGCAGGUGUUGCUUGAAACAGACAGUAAGUGCUGGUAGGUUUAGUAGGUAAAGAUUCAGAAUGGUUGGAUAUUGGAAAGAAACGGAUAAGAAACAAAAAAGUUAAUUGAACAGGUUGAAGAGUUUGAAAAAAAAAAGCUGUGGUUGUCUCUGUCUCCUAAAACACUGCCCAGCUUUAGAAGUUCUUGUUAUUUAUUCAUGUUACCUUCCCUUUUUGUGGUUUAUAUCACUUGCUGUUAUUUAUAAUGAUGCACACGUGCUUAUUUAAACAAGGUGAUCUGCAGUAUGCUCUUGAGUUUAGAAGCCACUGAUUCACAUGUUUGAUGUUAACCAUCCAAAAAAUACUGAUGAUUUCCAUGUACAACAUUUAUUUCUGAAUACACUGUAAUUGUACAUAUCUUUAAAAUAGUAAAACAAAAUAAUCGUUAUAAAUAAAAACUGAAAAAAA